Molecule: messenger RNA, 2483 nt
Organism: Toxorhynchites rutilus septentrionalis
Lineage: Eukaryota; Metazoa; Arthropoda; Insecta; Diptera; Culicidae
Exons: 4
Coding region: 300-1559 (419 amino acids)
Source: RefSeq, a predicted model, not a curated record
CAAAACCUUCUGUGAACCGACGCUUCGAAUGUCUGAAGCGUCCGCUUACAAAAGCCUUGGCUAGCGGCUUCAACCAUAAUAUUCUAGCCCACGCCAAUUUGCUUCGAAUGCAUUUUCUCAGAGGUGAAAACCAAAACACAAGCCUCAUGAGUGACCUAAACGAGUGCAGUUCUACGUGCUUUUCCCAAAACGUAUAAUCGCCUAACCGUUGUCUGGCCAUAUCUGUUUGAAAUGUUGAAGAAGAAUUUAUAAAACAGCUACUGUAGCCCAGAAAGAAAACAGUUCACUACAAUUUCACGAUGAGCAAUUUAUUUAUUGUGAUUGGUUCAAUGUUGUUUGUGGUAUGCUGGCUAGUGGAAGCCAAACCACAAGGAUGCUACAGUUGUGGAUCGUCACAUAAAGAAAUCACUGAGAAGUGUUGCAACAAGUGUGAACUUUGUCGAGUCAGUUUCGACGUUGAGAAACCGGCCGAUCCGGAAUGUGUCAAACCUCGGAAUUACAGCUACAAUGUGCAACAUUUCAAAACAAAUUGUCGCGAAGAAACUUUUGAUACAUUGAACGCGGAAAUUGAAGCUCCACCAGAUCCAAAAUGCCCAAAAUACCAUCCUAAAUAUUAUCGUGUGAAGAAGCCACCUGUGAAGUGCUUUUCGGCAGAAUCUGAAACGCAUGAUGUUGAGAUAGAUGUACCGGUUCACAAAAAGCGCUGCAAAAAACUGAAGUUAACGGCGAAAAUUGAUUACAAACCAAGACAUUGCGAGUGCGAUUGUGGGUAUGAAAAUUAUCAUAAUAAAUCUCUUUCAGCAAAUGCUAUAUGUCCCUAUCCUGUCGAUGAAUACGGUCACAAAAUUCUGACACGUAUUAAACGCUCCGAGAACCAUAUUGGAAUAUUUAAAGAAGAAUAUUACCAUCGAAAUCAACGACGGUUUCGCAAACGAUCCAAAUCGGAGAACCCCCUUUGCAUGGAAGGAUAUGUUUGUAGAUGCGUUCCAGAAAGUGAUAGCGAAAAAUUGUUUGUAAAAACUCCUAUAACCACAACUACAACUACCGAAGAACCUAUGGUUGGGAAUUUUCUAAAUAUAUUCAAUGAAGAGCCUGUCUACAUUGGUGGAGGAGACCCUCCCUCGUACGAGACUAUACGGGAGCGUCUAGAAAGAAUAACUCCCGGCAACGAAAAACAGUCAACGGUCGAAUUAAUCGCAGAAUUGGGAAAAAUUUACUACGAAAUAUACAAGAACAGAGGGCAUCGGAAUUAUUCUUUGCCAAUCAAAUAUGGUACCAAAACUAUUCAGUAUGACGAUCAGGGAUUACGGACGUAUGAUAUACAGCCGGUGGAUGGUGAAUAUGAGCCAUCGGCCUGGAAUGCACUUGCCGGUUUCACAAAUGAAAUGUUCGGUCGUUUCAUGGACAAUAGAAUUUCGAGACUCCAACAAAGAAGGAAACUUGGAUUUGGCAUUAAUAAUCAAUUACCCCAGAAUUCCUUCAUGCAGCUUCUGAACACGUUUAGGAGGGAAAAACGACGACAGUGCCGAGAUAAUCGAUUAUACAAAAACAUUUCAUAGAUGACGUUCUUUCAUUGCAGCAUUAUCUAUUCAGUUAGAUUUUAUAUGAUUAUUAAAAAUGUUAUUUGAAUACUCCAACUAAUGUAUGAACUAUUUUCAUCUAGCGAAUGAGGACAACCGACCCGGACUUACACCGUUGAGGAUCACGACCAAUACAUCUCCAGCAUUAUAACGAUAAUUAAUCGACAUAUCCUUGAUUGACGUUUACUUACAAAUGGAUGGACUUAACUCGAAUCACGUACCGUCGAUACUAUACAAAGCUUGACAAGAGGAUAAUAAAUAACAACUGAGAUCGGAACAAAUACAUUAAUAACAACAUCCGAAAUAAUUCAGUAAAUUCAUCCUUUUUUCAUUAUUCGUUUUUUUUACAGGCUCAGUUACAUAAGUUUGAAGGAGCCAAUUUCUCACUAUAUUUUUAUAACUAUACGAGGGCGGGCCGAUAAGUUCUUAGCCUCAUCGCCCGAUGUCAAAAUUUCAGCCGAAUCGGACUCAUAGUUUGGUUGUGACCGUUUGUGGAAGUAGGCGUGUCCGCGGAUUUCAGAAAAAUGGAAAAAAUGGAUACCGCCGUCGCCACGGCCAAAUUGGUAAAAUUGCACUACGAACUGCUGCCCCAUCCCCCGUAUUCUCCAGAUUUGGCCCCGUGCGACUUUUUUUUGUUUUCAAACUUGAAAAAGUCACUCACCGCGCAAAAAUUUGAGCCGAAUGAGGAGGUCAUCGCCACCACGGAGGCCAGACCUCGAGAAAAAGUAUUUUUCAGAUGGAUUAAAGAAGUUGGAGCAUCGCUGGGUCAAGUGUAUCGAGCUAAAAGAAGACUAUGUUGAGAAAUAAAUCGGCAUUUUUCCAAAAUUUCAGUUUUUUUUUGUAGGCUAAGUAUAUAUCGGACUGCCCUCGUAUAUAAAAAUACUAAUUCAUAUAUAUCUACAA